Argiope bruennichi is the source of this 1934-nucleotide messenger RNA. RefSeq names its product serine--tRNA ligase, cytoplasmic-like (gene SerRS). Gene Ontology annotation, cellular component: cytosol. Gene Ontology annotation, biological process: seryl-tRNA aminoacylation. The coding region runs from base 170 to 1654 and encodes 494 amino acids. Lineage: Eukaryota; Metazoa; Arthropoda; Arachnida; Araneae; Araneidae. The record is from RefSeq and is a predicted model, not a curated record. Gene Ontology annotation, molecular function: ATP binding; tRNA binding; serine-tRNA ligase activity. The transcript has a single exon.
AAGCUGCGUGAAUUAAAUGUCCACGUUACCACGCUACCGCUGAUCAAACAGUGAAUUUCGUCACGUUUCUGUUUGUCGUUAUUAUUGUAUCUCUAACGUGGCUCGUAUAGUCAUUCAGCUACUCUUAAAAGUCCUUGGUAAAUAAAUUCAUCUAUCAAUCACUUUCGAAAUGGUAUUGGAUAUCGAAGCCUUUCGUGCGGAUAAAGGAGGCGAUCCUGGUAAAGUGCGGGAGAAUCAGAUCAAGCGAUUUAAAGAUCCUGCUCUUGUGGAUAAAGUGGUCGAGACCGAUAAUAAAUGGAGAAAACUGAGACAUGAUUUGGACAACUGGAAUAAAUUAAAAAAUGUCUGUAGUAAAGAAAUUGGCAAAAAGAUGAAAAAUAAAGAGCCUAUAGGGGACGAUGAUUCCCUACCUGAUGGCAUUGCGUCAGAUCUUAGUAUACUUACUUCUGACUCUCUUCAGAAACUGACUGUGAAGCAAAUCAAGAAAAUAAGUACAUUGAUGGAUGAAGAAAUCAUCCGUUGUAACCAAGAUCUAGUGAAAUACGAAAAUGUUCGUAACGAAUCUUUGAAAGAAGUGGCCAAUUGGUUACAUGAAUCUGUUCCUGUGAGUAAUGAUGAAGAAGAGAAUAUUAUUGUCAGGACUUGGAGUGACACUGAAUCUAGAAAAAAGUAUUCUCAUGUAGAUUUGAUUUCUAUGAUUGAUGGUGUUGAUAGUGAAAGAGGUGCAGUCACAGCUGGAGGUAGAGGUUAUUAUUUAACUAGUGCUGCUGUCUUUCUUGAGCAGGCAUUGAUUCAGUUAGCUCUUAGAAUGCUGCAUGAAAAGAAAUAUAAACCUCUCUAUACUCCUUUCUUUAUGCGUAAAGAUAUUAUGCAGGAAGUAGCCCAGUUAAGUCAGUUUGAUGAAGAGUUGUAUAAAGUAAUUUGCAAAAGCAGUGACAAAGGAGAUGGCAGCAUUGAUGAAAAAUACUUAAUUGCUACUUCUGAGCAGCCAAUUGCUGCCUUUCACCGAGAUGAGUGGCUACCAAUUGAAUCAUUGCCCAUUAGAUAUGCUGGUAUAUCUACUUGUUUUAGACAAGAGGUAGGAUCUCAUGGACGUGAUACAAGAGGAAUUUUCAGAGUCCAUCAAUUUGAGAAGGUGGAGCAGUUUUGCUUGACUUCACCACAUGAUAAUAAAUCAUGGGAGAUGUUUGAUGAAAUGCUUAACAAUGCAGAAGAAUUUUGUAAGGCUCUUGGUAUACCGUACCGUGUUGUGAAUAUAGUAUCUGGUGAAUUAAAUAAUGCUGCAGCUAAAAAACAUGAUAUUGAAGCUUGGUUUCCAGGCUCGGGUGCCUUCAGAGAACUUGUCUCGUGUUCAAAUUGUUUAGAUUAUCAAGCUAGACGGCUUCAAGUUCGCUAUGGUCAGACAAAGAAGAUGAAUGCUCAAGUUGAUUAUGUGCAUAUGCUGAAUGCAACUAUGUGUGCAACGACGCGAGUUAUUUGUGUGAUUUUGGAAAAUUACCAAACGGAAACUGGCGUUCAAGUCCCAGAGGCUUUGAAGCCUUUUAUGCCACCUGGCCUGGAAGAUGAAAUUCCAUUUGUAAAACCUGCUCCCAUUGAUGAAGCUGAAACUAAGAAGCAAAAAAAGCAGAAAGAUGGAAUGAAAAAGAAAGAAUAGUUAUAAAUUAACGAAACUAUUAUUCCAUGCAUUGCUUUCCACAUUAAUAUUCCAAUAAUUUAUUAUAAUGCAAAUGCUUAUAUUUAUUGAAACUUUUUAAAAACAAUGAAUUUUUUAAAUACAUUUUUAGUUAGUUAAUUGUUUUCUCUUUCAUAAAAGACAUAUAUUAUGUUGAAUUCAAUUUUCCAUUCUUAUAUAAAAUAUCUUUCUUCAAUCGUAUAAGUUAUCAAUAAAUAAUUAAUACCUCUGUUUAGUUGUUGGGUCAUCUUAAAUUAUAAAA